This is a messenger RNA of Eupeodes corollae, 1173 nucleotides long. RefSeq names its product transcription initiation factor TFIID subunit 8 (gene Taf8). Gene Ontology annotation, molecular function: protein heterodimerization activity. Lineage: Eukaryota; Metazoa; Arthropoda; Insecta; Diptera; Syrphidae. The transcript has 5 exons. Gene Ontology annotation, biological process: transcription initiation at RNA polymerase II promoter. Gene Ontology annotation, cellular component: transcription factor TFIID complex. The record is from RefSeq and is a predicted model, not a curated record. Bases 166 to 1101 code for a protein of 311 amino acids.
UUUAUUAUUGGUAGUUGUUGCUGUAUUAAAAUAAGAUAUUGUACUAAUAAAUUAAUAAUAUUUUAUAUUUAUGGACUUGCGGCACGACGACAACGCUAACAUUCUAUUUACUGUUUUUUUAAUGAACAACAAUAUUCUUCAAGUUAUAUCCUAAUUAGAAAUAAAAUGGAAAAACCCGAAGUUACUGUACCCAAUGGGAAUCCUCGCAGAAAAAUUCUUAACAUGGCAGUUUCUGGAAUCCUUUUAGAAAAAGGAUUCGAUAGCGUUGACAAAGAAUGCCUUGAAACACUCACUGAAAUGAUACAAAGUUUGAUAACAGAGGUGGGAAACUCAGCAAGGAGUUAUUGUGAACUUUCCGGUCGGACAAUACCUGUACUUGGAGAUGUUGUUGUAGCUCUAAUAAAUAUGGGAAUCUCAAUAAAAGGACUUGAAGCAUUUGCUAAACGUGAUAAUCGUCAAGUUAUACCAUUACCACCGCAGGCUUCGCAACAGAAACAAUUAAACUUAUUACAAGCUGGUACAAAAAACUCGCAUCCUCCUCAUAUACCAAGCUAUUUUCCCGUCCUUCCUGACCCGCAUGCAUACAUUCGAACGCCUACUCAUAAACAACCUGUAACCGAAUAUGAAGCCAUCCGAGAAAAGGCGGCAAAUCAAAAAAGAGAUAUUGAAAAGGCAUUAACCAAAUUCCUCUCGAAGACUUCAGAAACGCACAGUCUAUUCGAUACUGAAGAUAAUAUGUUUCCACUGAUUGCAUGCAGACCCGCAUUCCCUCCCUACUUAGCAGCGCUUAAUCCUACGGAUCAGGUGUUUGACUUUGAAGAAUUGGAGUACCACUACUUAGUGGCGAACAGAACAGAAGACGCUCCGAGUAAAGAUAAUGAGAUAGAGAGUGGUAAUGAAGACGAUGGUGAAGAUAGUAAAUCUGAAAAGCAAGAAAAAGAUCAAAAGGUCGAAACGGAGAUAAAACCAAACUCAACCACAAACAAUGCUAUACUUAAUAAUCCCAACAUUGACAACCCGUACUUGAGAGCUGCGACACUACCCAAAAAACCAAAAGUUGAACUCAUGCCAGGACCGAGUUCUUUAGCACACCAAUUGUAGUUUGUGUUUGUUUAUUAUUUUUUUUUAAAUAAAAUAUCUUAAGAUUAAACUAUCUAAGAGAUAAAAAGGCGA